Molecule: messenger RNA, 276 nt
Organism: Didymodactylos carnosus
Lineage: Eukaryota; Metazoa; Rotifera; Eurotatoria; Philodinida; Philodinidae
Source: the annotation of a GenBank genome assembly
AUGACAUAUUGUACUAAACGUUGGAGUUUGGGUCAUCUGAGAGAUGCAUGUACAAUACUAACUCAAAGAUGUCGAAUAUGUUUAGGUAAUUUUGAUCCAAAUCAUCAAGGUUCUAAUGUUCUAAGAUAUGCUAAUUGUCAACAGGAGCAUCAAUCAUCAGAUCCAAUGUGUGAUAUUAUUCGUCGUUGUCGUACAGAUCUAAAUGAAGCUAUUAAUAUUUCUAUUCUAGAAGAUAAAUUAGAUCGUCGGACAACACCACAGCAACAGCUCCAAUAG